Molecule: messenger RNA, 1104 nt
Organism: Rotaria socialis
Lineage: Eukaryota; Metazoa; Rotifera; Eurotatoria; Philodinida; Philodinidae
Source: the annotation of a GenBank genome assembly
AUGAACAGAAAUGGAAAAAUGGUAUUGAACAUAGCUCAAAAAUUGCCAUCGACCAUGAUCUAUAUUUUAUUUGUGUGUACUAUUGUACAAUAUGUCGGUGUUAAUGGUGAUGAUUAUGAUCAAAUACGUCACUAUUCGAGUAUGCAUCAUAGCAUGCAGCAUUUUUAUCAUCCGCCAACAUUCUACUAUCGGCAUUACACGCAUGACAAUCCUCCACGAUCAAAUUUUCUACGAAACUGGGUGCUUUCUAAUAAAGUCGAUGAAUUGUCGAUGCAGAGUUGCGGUAUAGCACCAGAAACUAAUAUAUUUCAGCGUAUUGUUGGCGGUAGACCUACAAUGCCCUAUGCCUAUCCAUGGAUGGUUUUCUUAACCAUAAAAUUACCAGGUAGUACAUCAAUAUGUGCUGGUGUACUUAUCACUCGACGUCACGUUCUAACAGCUGCUCAUUGCAUGACGGAAUCUAAAUAUCCAGAGGAUGUAACCGUAAAGGCUGGUAUUUAUAAAUAUACAGACGAAGCGAUUCGGAUACCUGCAAGGAUCAUUACGAUGCAUCCUAAGUACGAGAAUAAGACACACACUAAUGACAUCGCGAUCAUAACGCUUCAAUCUUCAUUUCCUUACGAUCAUCAACGCAUUGGCACGAUUUGUUUGCCUCCUGAUAAUGCUGGUGAUUACUAUCCGCCACCACGUUCGGAUUCUAUUGCCAUCGGCUGGGGACACACUUCGUGGCACGGCGGCUUAUCACUAACCCUUCAGGAAGUCACUUUGCCAAUACUUGAUGUGAACCAAUGGCAAUGCAGACAACUACUGAAAUGUCCACUAGGGCAAAUCUGCGCAGGAAAGCUUGAGGGCGGUUUUGAUACGUGUCAGGGUGACUCAGGUGGGCCGUUGAUGAUACAAAAUGCAAAUUACCGUUGGGAAGUAAUUGGUAUCACCUCAGUAGGUGACAAAUGUGGUAAGCCCAAUACGCCUGGAAUUUAUACUCGUGUGAGCUUCUACAACGACUUUAUUCGAUCGACUAUAGUUCAAUCCAACUACGAUCCAAAAUUUCGAUCAUGUUUUUUCUCAUCGUCUUCCACGUUCACGCGCAAUCGAUCGAGUUGA